AUGCAUAGAAAAACUCUCGAUCUGUUUUGGAUCAUUCUACUCACGCUAUCCUCUUGCUUGUUUGCAGAUGAUACUUGCACUGUUACCGAAACCACUACGACGGCAACCUACGCCUCUAUUGACUGUCCUCCCAGUUCAUCCAAUUCACCCACAACCAGCAGUAAGAAAUACAUAGACAACGGUUGCACAACAACUACCACUGUUACACCUACAAAAUGUGUUACAUGUGCUUCUGCCUUUGAGACAUGCAAUCCUGAUAUUACUAGCGCAUGUUGUGACAUCAGACUAGUUUGUGUAAAUUUUCCACCGCCAACGUGCGCUUAUAUGUAA
This is a messenger RNA of Ambispora leptoticha, 330 nucleotides long. NCBI's taxonomy places the organism in Eukaryota, Fungi, Glomeromycota, Glomeromycetes, Archaeosporales, Ambisporaceae. The record is from the annotation of a GenBank genome assembly.